AUGGAAACGGACGACGUGUCGGUGAGGGAGCAACUUUUCCACAACCGUGUACGGGAGACCAUCAUCUGUGUGCUUCUGUUUACGUGCCUCUACAUCAUGUCCUACCUCAUACUUGCACGCUUCAAGAAGACUGCAGAGUUUGUCACCGAUGAUAUUGAGGAUGCAACUGUCAACAAAAUUGCAUUGUGGCUGUGUACAUUCACGCUGUCUGUUGCUGUAUGUGCGGUGCUGCUGCUCCCCAUCUCGAUUCUGUCCAACGAAGUGCUGCUCACCUUUCCACAGAGUUACUACAUGCAAUGGCUCAAUGGAUCUCUUAUCCACGGUUUGUGGAACCUAGUGUUCCUUUUCUCUAAUUUGUCCCUCGUCUUCCUCAUGCCAUUUGCCUACUUCUUCACUGAGUCUGAGGGAUUUGUUGGCUCAAGAAAGGGAGUCAUGGCACGAGUAUAUGAAGCAGUGAUUCUGUUAUUGCUGCUGGCUCUGCUGGUGUUUGGCAUUGUGUGGGUUGCAUCGGCACUUCUUCAUGACAAUAUGGCGAGGAAGAGCCUCUAUGACUUGUGGGAGUAUUAUCUUCCCUACUUGUACUCGGGCAUCUCGUUUUUUGGAGUGCUGCUGCUCCUGCUGUGCACACCUUUCGGGUUAUCUCGGAUGUUCAGUGUCACAGGCAGCCUGUUGGUCAAACCUCGGCUUUUUGAAGAUGUUGACGAAGCACUAAGCUGCACUGCAUUUGAGGAAGACUCGCUCUCCAGAAAACUGAAGUGUGGCAAUCCUCAGUCGUGCUGGGUCCAGCUGAAUGUCGAGGCGAUGAGGAAGGAACACCAAGCACUCCAAACAAAGCGUAUUGCUUUAGAAACACGAAGAAAAGCUUCGCCAUGGCAGAGAAACUUGGGUUAUCCACUGGCUAUGCUUAUGCUCCUUGCCCUCACAGUGUUGUGCGUUCUGAUGGUUUGUUUCAACGUGCUGGAGUUGCUCCUUGAUGAAACAGCAAUGCCGAGAGGAAUGGAAGAUCCUCACCUUGGGAUGGCCUCAUUCUCAAUGUUUGGCUCACUGGGUGCAGCAGUCCAAGUAGUCCUUAUACUCUAUCUCAUGGUGUCCUCAAUCGUGGGAUUUUAUAGCUCACCUCUCUUCACCAGCUUGGUGCCUCGUGCACAGGACACCAACCUCACACAGAUGAUUGCCAACUGUGUUUCUCUUCUCAUUCUGAGCUCAGCCCUUCCAGUCUUUUCACGUACACUUGGGAUCACCCGUUUCGAUCUGCUGGGAGAUUUUGGCCGCUAUAACUGGCUCGGGAACUUCUAUGUGGUGUUCCUGUACAACAUGCUGUUUGCUGGCCUCACCUCCGUCUCUCUGACCAAGACUGUCACAUGGGCAGUGCAGAGGGAGCUGAUCCGCGCAUUUGGUCUCCACAGACUACCCUUAACCGUCUCGCGCACCACUGUCCCAUUCAGGCUCCUCCUGGCAAGCGGACUGUCGAAAAUCCAGUGA
Nerophis lumbriciformis (worm pipefish) is the source of this 1482-nucleotide messenger RNA. Lineage: Eukaryota; Metazoa; Chordata; Actinopteri; Syngnathiformes; Syngnathidae. The record is from RefSeq and is a predicted model, not a curated record.